AUGGCCAAGUCCAAAGCUGCCAAGCGCAAGCGCAAUGCGCAAGUCGACCUUCCACAAAAACUCCCCAAGGCCACUACCCUCACGCCCCCUCUAGAUGGCGAGCCCAAGCACCUCAGGACACUCGUCGCGGACGAGGAACUCGACAUCACCACCGAGACACUCACAGCGCUCGCACAAUACCCCAACCUGACCAAGUCCAAGGCAUGCAAGGACCUCCGAGUGGCAGUCUAUGAGUUCCGCCAGGCUUGUACUACGGGCGUGAACACUGCUGAGGGUGCAAACUUGACAGCACGAAUUACCGGUGCCUUAGCUGACGAGAAGUACGUCGACGCUAAAAUCCUGCUCGCCGAGAUGAGAAUACGGGGCGAACAACCGAAGAUCGGAGCCCUGUGUCGUUGGGUUCGAGACCUAGACGUCGUCAGCGGCCUUUCGACGCAGCCCGCUUUCGAUCGCAAAGAAAAGAACACCCAGCUCCUCUCCGUCCUCGAUGCCAUUCUCCGCGUCAGUACCCCGAUCGACACCAACCCGAACGCCGUGACCUCAACCGCAACCUCUUCUAUUGCCUUCCAGUCGGUCUGGGAUCUCCGUCCUUCAACGGCAUCACUCCCGAUCUACGCCUCGGUCCUCGACAAAUCUAUUUUGAACGAGGCACCGGCAUCUCCCUCCUCCAUCCGUAUUAUCGAACAGACCGCCGGCCCACUUCGCAAACCUCCCAAUCACCAUCCCGCUAUCCUCUACACCACCGUUCCGAAUGCAGUCCCACUAUCUCCCGUCAGCUCGUCUAUAACAUACUACCCUCAUCCCGCCGUGCCAGGCCUCGGCCUUGCUCUGGAUGUACUAUCUCCUGCCGAGUGCAGGGCUAUUAUCGCCGCAGGCGAAUCCGUCAAUUUCAUACCCGACGCGCCCUUGCGCGAGGAUGGCGACAUAAGCAUUCUUGCCCACAACUUCUACUGGAUUAUCGAUACCACCUUUCACGACAUACUCUGGGCGCGAAUAUCCCCCUACGUGCCACCUUCCAUAAACGGGCGGCUGGUUCGAGGCAUCAAUCGGCGUUUCCGCGUUUACAGAUACGUCCCCGGUGCCGAGUAUCGGUGCCAUAUUGACGGAGCUUGGCCUCCCUCCGGCAUCCUUCCCGACGACACUUAUGUUUACGAUUCCUCACCUAAAGAAAAAAAGCAGAGCUCUAUGUACACCUUCUUGCUAUACCUCAACGAUGAAUUUGAGGGCGGAGAGACGACUUUCUUCAUGCCAGCUGCGCGAGAGGGAAUUCUCAAUGCUUACCCCGUGCGACCUGUGAUGGGAGCCGUUGCGAUAUUCCCACACGGGGAGUCGAACGGAGCCUUGCUACAUGAAGGGACCGGAGUAAGGAAGGGCGCAAAAUACAUUAUCAGGACGGACGUAGAGUAUGACGUCGAGCCAAGCGAGUCAUAA
This is a messenger RNA of Penicillium cinerascens, 1431 nucleotides long. Its product is annotated as prolyl hydroxylase family protein. Gene Ontology annotation, cellular component: endoplasmic reticulum. Gene Ontology annotation, biological process: peptidyl-proline hydroxylation to 4-hydroxy-L-proline. Gene Ontology annotation, molecular function: iron ion binding; L-ascorbic acid binding; procollagen-proline 4-dioxygenase activity. Bases 1 to 1431 code for a protein of 476 amino acids. The record is from RefSeq and is a predicted model, not a curated record. The transcript is spliced from 2 exons. NCBI's taxonomy places the organism in Eukaryota, Fungi, Ascomycota, Eurotiomycetes, Eurotiales, Aspergillaceae.